Brassica napus (rape) is the source of this 2176-nucleotide messenger RNA. RefSeq names its product transcription factor PIF1. The record is from RefSeq and is a predicted model, not a curated record. Gene Ontology annotation, biological process: regulation of DNA-templated transcription. The transcript has 7 exons. Gene Ontology annotation, molecular function: protein dimerization activity; DNA-binding transcription factor activity. Lineage: Eukaryota; Viridiplantae; Streptophyta; Magnoliopsida; Brassicales; Brassicaceae. Bases 427 to 1953 code for a protein of 508 amino acids.
AAAAAAAGAAACAGAGUCCAGUGGAGAAACAUAAAGACAAAACACAAAAUGCCCAAAAUAAACUAGAAGAGAGAUAGAGAGGAAGCUUAUCACAUUGUAAAAGCACGAACUUUGAGAAGAGCCUUCAGAGACCCUAAAGAUCCCCCCUCAGAAAUAAAUAAAGGCUAUAACUACUUUAUGUUAUAAUACAACAGUUCCAGCAAUCAAUAAACCUCAGUCCAGAGGUAAGGUUUAAUCUGGUGGGUGUGUGUUGAUCUUCCUCUUAUACCAAUAAUAAUAAUCUCAUCUCUGGGUACUACUUGUCCAGUAUUUUUGGGGCUUUAGGAUAUAAAACCAGAGAGACAGACAAGACAAUCUCAAGGUUAUUUGUUUCUUCAGACAUAAUGAACCACCACCGCCACCAUUUCGUUCCUGACUUCGAGACCGAUGAUGAUUAUGUCAACGCUAACACAAACUCUUCUUCUUCAAAUCUUCCUAGAAAACCCAUCAUGUAAAGGUGAAGAAGAAGAUGGUGAUCUCAUGGAGCUUCUAUGGCACAACGGUCAGGUGGUUCUCCAAAAUCAAAGACCAAACACCAAGAAACAACCUCUUUCUUCCUCUGCUGCUGUCAAGCUUCACAACGGAGCUCCUCCCCCGCCGUUGGAUCAUAAUCUCUUCAUCCAGGAAGACGAAAUGUCCUCAUGGCUUCAUUAUCCUCUCCGUGACGAUGAUUUCUGCUCAGAUCUUUUCUUCCCCGCCGCGCCGUCAUCUGAGAGACAGACCUCGAAUCAGGUCACCGCCGCCAGGCCACCGGUACCUUCGACUGUGAGGCCGCCGGAACCGUCGUCUAUGAGGCCACCGGCACCUUCCCCGGUGAGGCCACCAGCACCGUCGUCUGUGAAGCCUGCGGUACGGAACUUCAUGAACUUCUCGAGGCUGAGAGGGGAUUUCACCGGCGGUAACGGUAGAGGAGAAUCUGGACCGUCGAUUGCGAAGUCGACUGUGAGAGAAUCGGCGAAAGUAAACCCUAGCGCUACACCGGCGUCGUCGGCAGCGAGGGAACCCGAUCUAACACGGCGGACAGACGGCGCUGACAGUCGAGGGGCGGGUGAUUUAGGAUCCAAAUCCGCCGUAGAUGGAGGCGGAGCGUAUACUGUCGGACAUAAUCGGAAGGGAAAGGCAGUGGUCACGACGGAGCGGACGAGUGAGAAUCUCGGUGCAUCGUCUUCUGUUGCGUCGAAGAGUGAAAUCGAGCCACUUGAGACGAUCGUGGAUGAGAGGAAACGAAAGGAGAGAGAAGAAGUUGGCUCGACUGAGUGCCGGAACGAGGAGGCUAAACAAGGACGUGGAUCAUCAUCGACAAAGAGAUCUCGUGCUGCUGAAGUUCAUAAUCUCUCUGAAAGGAAACGGAGAGAUAGGAUCAACGAGAGGAUGAAAGCUCUUCAAGAACUCAUUCCUUGCUGCAACAAGUCAGAUAAAGCUUCAAUGCUUGAUGAAGCUAUUGAGUACAUGAAAUCUCUCCAGCUUCAAAUACAGAUGAUGUCAAUGGGAUGUGGUAUGAUGCCGAUGAUGUACACCGGUAUGCAACAGUACAUGCCUCACAUGGCUAUGGGAAUGGGAAUGGGAAUGGGCGUGGAGAUGGGUAUGAACAGGCCUCCUCCUCCUCCUCCUCCGUUCAUGCCAUUCCCAAAUAUGUUAGCUUCUCAAAGACCUUUACCUCCUCAAACUCGUAUGGGCGGCUACCCUGCUGUUCAAGCUUCUGAUCCAUCAAGAGUAUAUGGACCAAACCAGCAGUUCGAUCCAAACUCGAGCCAGGCUCAGUUUUCGGGUUACAUGGAUCCAUUUCAGCAAUUCCGCAGUCUCUACCCGAGCCAACCACCUCAGUUUCAGAAUCAAGCAGCAUCGUACCCAAGUUCAAGCAGGGUAAGUAGUAGCAAGGAAUCCGAGGAUCAUGGAAACCAAACAACAAGUUGAUGAGGCCCUGAGACAGAUGAUCUGUUUUCACAAGCAAUACACAAUUUUGAGAAAAUUGACAGAGAGAGAGACCUAACAUGUACAUCGCAGUUUCAUAUAUACAUAUGUAUUAUGUUCUUGUUGUUAUUCUCUCUUCCGGAUUGUAUACUACUUAGAGAUCUGUACAUGUAUCAGUUUCAUAUAUACCCAUAAAUUUAUUAUACAUACAGGUUGAAGAGGCUUA